Microplitis mediator is the source of this 3352-nucleotide messenger RNA. It is a transcript of the gene holn1, whose product is annotated as CD2 antigen cytoplasmic tail-binding protein 2 homolog. Gene Ontology annotation, cellular component: U5 snRNP. NCBI's taxonomy places the organism in Eukaryota, Metazoa, Arthropoda, Insecta, Hymenoptera, Braconidae. The transcript is spliced from 5 exons. Gene Ontology annotation, molecular function: protein binding. The coding region runs from base 168 to 1241 and encodes 357 amino acids. The record is from RefSeq and is a predicted model, not a curated record.
GGAAGUUGUGUAAAGCAAACUGUGCUGUUAGGGUACGCGCGUGUCACAAUUUCUACGUAAAUCAAUGCGCAUGCGCACAAUAAUAAGACUGCCAGAUUUCUAUAACCUCAAAAAAUUGUUUUCACAGCAAAUGUCAUAUUUUGAAUUUUUUUUAAAGAUUUGCAACAAUGCCAAAACGAAAAUUAGAACAGGAUAGUGAUGUUCUGAGCCAUGAAAAAAAUUGGUCGAGAGCAGUAGCAUCAUCUACAAAUGAUUCAAUUAAUAAUGACAAAACAAUAAAUAAAAAUUCGUUAGAUUCAGAUGAAGAGGAUGACGAAGCCAAUGAAGACAAUUACAAUGUUAUGGAUGAAAACGAUAUCGAAGGAGUGGAAGAAGGACCAAUGGCUAAAGAAACAAAAGUGGGUUUUACAGCAUUCAAUAUGAAAGAAGAGUUAGAAGAAGGGCAUUUUGAUAAAGAUGGUCAUUACUUAUGGAAAAAAGAAAAACAAAUUCGUGAUAAUUGGCUUGAUAAUAUUGAUUGGGUCAAGGUCGAUUCCAAAGAAGAUAAUGCAGAAAAAAAUGAUACAGUCGAUGAAAAGAAUAGGGGUUUAGCUGAUAGUGAUAGUGAUGACGAUGAAAGCUUGAAAAAUUUAUCAUUUGAUCCUACGGAACUAUACAGACAAAUUUUUGAUUAUUUGCAACCAGGGGAAACCGUUUCGAAAGCUCUAUGUAGACUCGGUAAGGGAAAGAAAAAAAUUUCAUCUGCUGAAAGAUGGAAACGUAAAAAAGCCGGCUUAAGUGAAACCGAUGAAAAUUCCGAAAAAAUUAUCAAGCUUACUGAAUUAUCUAAUGAAUUAUUGACACGUACUGGAAAUAUGAAUAUCUAUCAAGAAACGUAUGAGGUAAUAAAGCGUAAAAUAAAUCUAGCCGAAAAACAAUCGCAUCCUGCCAAACAUGAGGCUGAAUCUGAUAUGUUUGCCGACGAUUUUGAAUUAAAAGAAAAGCAAAAAAAUUCGACUAAUCCUUCGGUAUCAGAUGAAAAUAAAAAAGAUGAAGACCUCAAAGAAGAAGAUGAAGUAGUAAAAUGGGAGUUGAAGUGGUCACAAAACGAUGACGCUGAAAUAAAUGGUCCACAUACGACGGAGCAAAUGCAAACGUGGGCUAAAGAAGGUUACUUCAAAAAAGGAGCUUGGGUUAAACGUGUUGGACAGGCUGGACAAUUUUAUAGUGCUGCAAGAGUCGAUUUUGAACUUUACUUAUAAUAUUUUUUCAUUUGAAAUUGUUAGAAUUUAUAAAAUAUACGGAAUCAAAUGUUUUUUUUUUUGUUUUUUUUUUUUUUGUUUAUUAUUUAGAAAGUACGACUGUCAAGUUUUAAGUUUUUCUCUUACUUUUAUAAAAUUUUGAAAAAUUUACCUUACACUGUAAAAAAUCCGGAGUGAAUUCGGAGUGAAAUUAAAUCCGAAUUCACUCCGCAUUCACUCCGCCACUCGGAGUUCCGGAGUUUUGAAAAAAAUCACUCCGCAUGCGGAGUGAAUUGGGAGUUUUUUUUUAGCGAAGUGAUCUCGGAGUGAUGCGGAUUUUAUUUCACUCCCAAUUCACUCCGGUCCGGCGUUUUAAUACUUAAAUAAAUUUAUACUAAUUUAUAUUAAACUGCUAAACAAUGUGUGUGUGUGUGUGUGUGUGUGUGUGUGUGUUUGCGUGUGUGCAAAUGUGUGCAUGUGUGCAAAUUCGUGCGUGUGUGCAAAUUUGUGCGUGUGUGUGCGAGUGCGCGUGUGUGCCUAAAUAUAUAUGUGCGUAUGCGUGUGCAUAUCAGAUGAUCAAUAAUGUAAUACGCGAAUUUUUACUUCGAUUUUAUUGAGUGGAGUUAUUUUUAUUAGUAAUAUUUUCAAAACUCCGUUCCGGAGUAAAUUUCACUCCGGAGGGAUUAAAUUAAUAAAAAAUUAUUCACUCCGCGAAAACUCCCCUGCGGAGUGAAUUUCACUCCGAGGAGAGUGAAUAAUUAAAAAUUCAUUCACUCCGCAUUCACUCUGGAUUUAAUCCGCAUUCACUCCGCGAAUUUUUUAGAGUGUAAUAAGACGUAUUUAUGGAAUAAAAAAGUAAUUUAUUGUCUUCUCAAAAAUGCAAUUCAGUGACGCAGAAGAAAGUAAAUUUUGCAGAACAAAAAUAAAGAAUAUCCAUAGAACUAUUUGCAUCACAAAAAUAAUUUUUUUUUUUAUUAUUAUUAAAAGGAACUAUAAAUAGGAAAGAAACAGAUUGUUCCAACUAUUGUCCUAAAAGAGCUCAGCGAGAAUUAAAACUUUUUGAUCACGAGCAUGUCUUAAAAAGUGGAGAAAAUUUUUCGCAAAAAAAAAUAUUUUUUCAUCCUAAAACCCAUUGGAGUAAACAACUCGUAAUAAGAAAUUUUUUCUUUGACACCAUCUAUUGAUAUUAUCUUCUUUGAUAAGUAUGUACAAUGAUCUCCACCAAAUAAAAUAAUUUUGAAUCGACCUAGCAUAACAACUAUACGACUUUGACUAAGAAAUCAAACUUUGAAAAAAUUAUUUAAUUAAUAGCUUCCAUAGAUGAAAAAAUUUCAUUAAUGUGGAAUAUUAGUCUUCAACAUACCUAGAAAAUCCCAGAAUUUUUCAAAAUUUUGCAAUUAUAUUUAGAUGGUAUAUAAAUUUUUUUUAUUUUAAAUCGCUUGUUUGCUGAUGAUGCGCCAUUGCCACUGGUCAUGCAAGUUUAUAUUUUCAUUUUUUUUUAAUAAUAAAGCUGAGAUUCUGAUGGAAGCAUGGAAUUAUUUAUAGGGAAUUUCAAAGUUUUUAAAAAUUUUUUGUUUUUGGAAUUUACGCUGUCCUUUACAAUUUUCAAGUAAUUACAAAAUUCGUAUAUCCUACUUGUAAUUAUUGCAAUUUUUUUUUUUGCUUGAUACGCAUAGUUUUUGCAUUACUAAUCGACUGACACCUACUUCAUAGUUUUCUGGGAUGUCCAAAUCUCUCGGCUAGAUCGGAACUUCUUGCUUACGCUAAUGGGUUGUAUACAACUUUAAUGGGUUGUAUAUAUACUUUAUAGACUAUAAUUAUUAAUAUAAUAUAAUAUUUUUAUUUAAUUGAAUAUUCAUCAUUACUACAUAUAUUUAUAAUCAAAAUGAAAUGUAACUGGUAUUAUUCAGUGUAGAUUUUGAUAUUAAUUUUAUAUUCAUUUAAUGUUUUAUUUAUCCACGACGCUGUGUUUUCCAAUUUAACGAGUUUAGUCCAAAGUUGAUUUUGAUCUAACAGCAUUCCUGUUAAAAAGUAGGUGGCUGGAUCUUCAUUGUAUCGACAUAUUAAAGUACUACCAAGUGGUAAUGCCUAUAAAAAAUCGAAUAAAGACAUGAAAAAUUAUACACAAAGUA